Melopsittacus undulatus (budgerigar) is the source of this 1522-nucleotide messenger RNA. RefSeq names its product cilia and flagella associated protein 73 (gene CFAP73). NCBI's taxonomy places the organism in Eukaryota, Metazoa, Chordata, Aves, Psittaciformes, Psittaculidae. The coding region runs from base 391 to 1362 and encodes 323 amino acids. Gene Ontology annotation, biological process: spermatid development. The record is from RefSeq and is a predicted model, not a curated record. The transcript has 7 exons.
AAGGGGAACUGAUUGCACAUGGGGUGCAAAGGGGAGACAUUCCUGGGCAUGCAGAGAGGUGAAGUGUGCUGAGAGCAGUGAGAGAUGGAGGAGGGAUGGGGACACCCCCAAGCACUCAGUGGGGCACUGGUUGGGAUCUGUUCACGUGGGAUGCUCUCUUGAGGGGUGAUGGAGGCAGGAGCAGGGUCUGAAGGCCGGGGGGGCUGCAGUGCAAGGUGGGGUUAGAGGGCUGCAAGUGUCCCCAGGAGCCUCAGAGCAGUCCCUGUGCUUGGAGCCAGGCCCGGAAAACCCCAGGGAGCUGCUGGAGCCUCUGGCUGCCCCUGGCAACGGUGUUGUGCUGCCGCCAUCCCAGCUGCCCGCGUCCUCCGUGCUGGGGAGGCACCAGGAGGGAUGGCCUUGGACCUGGAGGAUUUGAGCAGGGCUUUCCGGGACAAGCUGCAGCUGCCGAUGGUGCUGGUGCCCAGCAGUGUCGCACCACGGCCCUCCACGUGCUUGCUGCUGAAGAGACGGGAGGUGGCGGAGGUGGAGCGGGCGCUGCAGAGGCAGCAGGAGGAGUUCUGGCAGAGGAUGGAGCGUCUGGCACAGAGCCGGCAGCAGCUGGACCAGAGGGAACAGCGGCUCCAGGAUGUUGUCCUCAAAUUCACUGCCUUCCUCAAGGCUUCAGCAGCGAGGCAGGAGCGGGCACUGCAGCGCACAGCAGAGGCACAGGCACAGGCAGCGGAGCAGGAUGCUAAGGCAGCCCACCUGCACCACCAGCUUGCAGGGCUGCAGCGGCGCAGGGACCGCCUAGCCCAGCACCUCCGGAGCCUCCAGUGCUUCCACAGCUACCUGCAGGAUGUGCUGGCCAGGAUGGGGCAGUUCCAGGAUGUCCCGUCCAUGCUGGCCCAUUUCGAGGCACUGCUGGCCCUGCGGGCAGCCCUGGCACAGGAGGCAGAAGCAGGGCAGGAGCGGCUGGCACGGGGCUGGGCACAGCUCCGGGGGUACCGCGAGGAGACUCUCAGUGAGCUCCUGUGCAUCGCCACCGAGGAGGCCCAGCACCACAUGUGCCUGGAGGCUGCCCACCGUGAGGUGCUGCAGGGGGAGUCCUGCUGGGCCCAUGCCCAAAGCACGGCCACCGAGAAGACCCUGGUGCUGGCGCAGAUCAAGCUGGCAGUGCUCAACCUCUUCCACCUCGCCACGGUGCCACUCAAGAUCCACACAGACGUGGCCCUGGAGGACACCGAGGCGCAGCUGGACACGGUGCUGCUCUGCAUGCAGGACCUGGCUGCCAUCUGUGCUGAGCUGCGCCCCAGGCAGCCGGGGCCGUGUCCUGCAGUCACCAGUGUGGCAUCACAGGGGUACCAGGGUGCCACCGAGCCAUGAGUAACCCCCUGGCAGCACUGCUGCCAUGGCCAGCACGGAGCCACAGCAGUGGGAAUGGAGGUCACUGCCUGACACGUCUGGGAACCCCCACAAGAGGCAGUGCAGGUGGCAGUGGCACAGGCCCAGUGGGGUGGCACUGCACUGGGGCAGGGGAUGGGAC